AGUGUUCAAUAAAAGAAAAGAAUAAAACGAAUAAAAUGAUUUUAAUAUGAGUUCAAAUUGUGGUUGAUGAAACUGAGAAAUGGGUUGAAGUUAAAGGGUAAAGUUGCAGGUUAGGGAUGUCACCACACAAAUCCCUAGCCCUAGUUCCUUACUAUUUUAGAGUUUUAGUGUUUUAUCCAUUUUGUUUUAAAAUUUAUAGAUUGUAUUUUUUUUGGUUGGGUCAAUGGUUCAUUGGGUUGGAUUAAUGUUUAGAUUAAGUUUCAUUAUACACAAAUGUUACGUGAUCAUUUUGUCCUAAUUAUUUGGAGUUUAAAUCCUAUCAUGUAUGGGUAAUUUCAGAUUUAUUUUAGUUUAGGUCUGAGGAUACUUUGAUUUUUAGUUUAUUGUGCUUUGUAUUGAGUUGAUUCUAGUUCAAAUUGAUAAGACAUACUAUUUGUGAUUUGUACUUAAACUUGUGAUUGUACCUGGAAUUGUACUUGUAUCACCAAAAAUUAUAUAAAAUAUAAAUCAAAUUUAAUGAUUCAAGACUUAAUUUCAGACCCAUGGAUGUGAUAGGAUUGCACUAUCUCCAGGCCUAACAACAAGGUCAAAGGCCAAGAAGUCUAAAGUUGGAAUCAUUACACUCAACUACGAAACUUUCAAGAUGAAGCCCUAAGAGGAUAUAAAGUCGAUGUCCGAUCGGUUUACAAUCAUCAUAAAUGGAUUGAUGUCUCAUAGAAAGAUUUAUCCAAAUGAAGAGGUGGUAAGGAAGAUGCUUCGAAGCGUACCUAAAUCGUGGGAAGCCAAUGUGACUACAAUUGAAGAAGCACAGAAUUAAGAAAUAUUGACUUUGGAUAAGCUCAUCGGUUCUUUCCUUACACAUGAGAUGAGCUUCAACGAAGGGUCUGAAGAAUAAAAAGAUAUGAAGAAGAAGGUUGGUUUUGCUCUAAAAUUCACCACAAAUGAAUAUAGUGAAUCAAGUGAAGAGGUAUGAAGGCAAAGAGAUGGAGAUUUUUACUAAGAGAUUCAAGAGGUUCAUGAAGUCCGAUAAAGGAAGAAGAUUACAAAAGAUUGAGGAAUUGAAGUUUGAAUCUACCAAGGAGAAAGAUCCCAUUAUUUGCUAUGAGUGCAAGAAACUGAGACACAUCAAGUUUGAUUGUCCUCAAUGGAAGAAGAAAGGAUCAAGAAAACAAAAGCUUAAAGCUAAUGUGGCUAUUUUGAGUGAUGAGAAUUCCUCCGAUGAUGAAGAUCAAGAAGUAGCCAACCUAUGCCUUAUGGCCAUCAACGAUUCUAAGACGUAACAUCGAGUGGAUUUUGUUCCUUUGGAGGAUUUUUCUUUUUUCUGAGAUAUCUCCAUUUGUACUUCUUUUUAGAAGUUUUUGGAACAAAUUGCUUCAGCUUUCGGAAGUGUUUUAUCAAA
This is a messenger RNA of Gossypium raimondii (Peruvian cotton), 1399 nucleotides long. RefSeq lists its product as uncharacterized. The record is from RefSeq and is a predicted model, not a curated record. The transcript is spliced from 2 exons. The coding region runs from base 942 to 1280 and encodes 112 amino acids. Gene Ontology annotation, molecular function: nucleic acid binding; zinc ion binding. NCBI's taxonomy places the organism in Eukaryota, Viridiplantae, Streptophyta, Magnoliopsida, Malvales, Malvaceae.